Molecule: messenger RNA, 2870 nt
Organism: Labeo rohita (rohu)
Lineage: Eukaryota; Metazoa; Chordata; Actinopteri; Cypriniformes; Cyprinidae
Product: podocan
Exons: 7
Coding region: 370-2475 (701 amino acids)
Molecular function (GO): protein binding
Source: RefSeq, a predicted model, not a curated record
GUCACAAAGCUGAAAUGGUUGUUUCAGGCCGUUUUUAUUAUGAAGAAAAAAGUUUUCAGUUAUAAAGCACAAGAAAAUGGAAGGAAAGAAAACUGCUUGCAAUAUGGUGGUGUAAUAUUGACAUCCAUCCUGCAUCAUAUGGAGUGAAACUGCAGAGAGGACCUGGACUGGCUGGGACAGACACAGCUGUUGAUUAGGAGCAACAUUUGUACCAAGGGAGUGUUUGACAUGUUUAAAAUCAGGUGUGGAUCUCUGUUCUUAAGGAACUUGUCUACUUUUCCAUCCACUUUCGCUGUACGGAGUGACCAAGACAUUCAAUCGUGGAUAUUUCUCCUUGAGAAAAUGACAUCAGGCCAUUUUUAGCCAAAAAUGAAGCCCCUCAUGCUGCUGUUUUGGAUUUUUGUUCUGCCUGUACACACUUUUGUGCUUCAGCCAAGUGUAAAUGUGACAGUCAUGCAGAAUGUAUCUACAGAAGGUGACCUUAGGGCAGAGCAGAGACUUGAUCGUUUGAUGAAGGCUCUCAACACUGAAGAGGAGAAAAGAAGUGAGGAAGAGGUCUCAGUUGAAAGAGUGGAGGAAGAUACGGAUACAGUUCACAGUAACAGAACUGAAGAGCAUGGUAUGGAACAAACAAGAGAGCUCACAGAAAGUGAUGAAGUUGUAGAAAAUGAGAAGCAGCAAGGACAGAAUCUGGAGGAACACAACAUCAAACCCAUCAUUACUAUACAGAAUACCAGCCAUUCACAAGAAAAUGAGGGUGAGGAACAUCUACCUCCAACUGUCAAUCAGACUACCACUCCUCCUACCAUGGCCACCGCCUCUCAACCUGUCCUGAACUUCUAUUCAGAAUCAGUUACUGUACCUUCCUCAUUCCCCUCCACUUCACAAGGACCAGCAGCAACUACUGAAACCUUACAACAAAAAAUCAUAACCACAAAACUUCAUAUUGUGAAUUCAACUUCAACUGCUGAGGCAACGGGAGCCACCUUACUAGUAAAUGAAAGCAGCACGAAUGAUGAUCUCAGAGUGGAGUUCCAUGUGAUGAACAGCUCUAAGCUCCACCCACUGGAGGAAGUGAGUGUUGCUGUUACGGCAAUGGCUGCAAGGGCAGGGCCCACUGUGAAGGCCCCUCUUAGUACUUUUAAGGUCGAAUCAAAAAACAAAGCAGCAGGCGCCAAACCUAAAGACAAUACAACACUGAAAGCAAAAAAGAAAAAGGUCCUCAAAGUAAAGGCAAAAAAGGCCAAAGUUUCAAGAAAAGCACAGAAGGUAAACAAGUUCAAACGAGAGAGAAAAUUGAAGCCAACAACACCUUCGUAUUUUCCCUAUUUUGAAGAUCACUACUGUCCCCCAGAAUGUUCCUGCUAUGGAAGGGUUGUACAGUGUUCCGACAAAGAUCUUGGUAAAAUACCUUACGGAAUUCCUUACAACUCCCGUUACAUUCUUUUAAUGAACAACCACAUUGAUAGCAUUCAGCUGAAGCUGCUCUCUGAGUAUGACUCCAUGGAGUUCCUGGUGUUAAGCAGCAACCGUUUAACAGAUGAGACAAUCGAGGGUGCCUUUGAAGGGAUCAAGAGUCUUAAGAGACUCUACAUAGAGCGGAACCUUCUCCAAAGUGUCCCCAAUGACCUGCCCGUUACUCUUGAGGAGCUACGGCUGGAUGGGAACCAGGUAAGAGUGAUGUCCGAUGCAGCUUUUGGACGUUGCCCAAACCUGCUGAUCCUCAGUCUGAGCAACAACAGCCUGGGGAACAAAUCAUCCACUGUUCCUCCGGGAGUUCUUCUACCUUUAGGCAAGCUUCGGACGCUUACUCUUUCCUACAACCAUCUUGCCUCUGUUCCCCUACAGCUUCCUCUCAGCCUUCGAGAACUCUAUCUCAGAGGGAACCGCAUUCAACGCCUACAAGGCGACAUGUUCUGGGGUGCAGCUGAGCUGCAGGUUCUGGAUCUAAGUGUAAAUAGAUUGACCGAUAAAGGUCUUGGGAAGGCAUCACUGUUGAACGCCAGUCGCCUCGAGAGUUUAAAUCUAGAGGGGAACUUACUGAAGCAGGUUCCUCUCCAUUUACCCCGUAGCAUAAAAACUCUUAACUUGGAGGGGAACUUCAUUUCUACCAUUGGCAAGGAUGCUUUUAUCUCAAUGCCUCAGCUGGAGCACCUAGGCCUAUCAAGAAACAAGAUCACUAAAGUGGCACUUGGUGUCUUCCGGGUUCUUCCACUUCUGCAUCAACUAGACAUGAGUUAUAACACCUUACAACAGAUACCACGGCAGCUACCAUUAUGGCUCCACUCUGCGACAUUUUCGCACAACAAAAUCCGUGUAAUUCCACGGGAUGCUUUCUGUUGGGGUCGAGGCAACAAGUCUCCUCUCAGCCGCCUCGUCAGGGUUCACCUGGAAUAUAACAUGAUAGAUCUGGGCCACCUGGACACAUUGGCCUUCCGUUGCCUCAGAGGCUUUCAGGUGGUGCAGUUUUACUAAACUGAACCAACUGAGAAUCCCAUAAAUGGUCCACAUAUGGGUUGAUGUGGAAUUCCAGCUUGGUUCCAGCUUGGUUCUUCUUUAUUGUCUAGACUGAACACCUUUAAGAGAGCCGGCAACAUCUGGUACAAUGAUGGAGAAAAUUAGUGAACUUUCAGAUGGACAAAAGUGUGAAAAUUGUGGUUAGCGAUGAGGAAGCUGCAUAGACUGGAAACGUGUCAAAUAGGACAAAAACCGUAUUCUGGCCCUGAUGUGUUGCCUCCGACACAUAAAGAGCAGCUGGGUCACGACCCAUACCUGAUGAUCUUUUCCCUGUACCCUCCUUCCUGUUGAUGCUUAAAGGAAUAGUUCACCAAAAAAUGAAAAUUCUGUCAUUAAUUACUCAACCUCGUUUC